AUACAUCCAUCCAUACAUCCAUCCCAGGUAUUCGUCUCCUCAUCCAUCACGAACCUCGUUGGUACUAAUAUCACAAGGACAAUCCUUUCUUUUCCUUCUUCCUCGCAACUAUUCUUGUUUCUGCUCAUUCUUCUCUUCUACAAUUGUUAUUCGUUGAAUACCUUUUGUUUUCCAUACACAUUAAUCGUCCAUUCUAAGGCGCUAUUCUUCUAACAAAUACUCACAUCCCACAACUGAAUCAGUGCAACUCAAAUUCCUCCACAAAACUCCAGACUUCCAUACCUCCAAAUCAAUAAUCUCCUCCACAAACAACAAAACAUACCAUCAAAGAUGUCUUCAAACGAAACUGAAGGAGCUGGCGUAUCUGCGCAAAAUAAAGGGUCUUGGAGUGCUGUUUUAAAAUCCAUCGCUUCAUUCAAUGGAGAUUUAUCAUCGUUGACAGCUCCACCAUUCAUCCUGUCAUCGACAUCAUUGACUGAGUUCUCUUCAUAUUGGGCAGAACAUCCCAAUAUAUUCGUCGCACCUGCUGCAGAGAAGGAUCCUCAGAAACGAGCACUUUUGGUCUUGAAAUGGUUCUUGAGCACAUUGAAACAACAAUAUGCCAGUCGAAGUGACAAAUAUGGAAAUGAGAAGAAACCAUUGAACCCUUUCUUAGGGGAGUUGUUCCUUGGAAAGUGGGAAGAUGCUUGUGGAACUACUGAGCUUAUUUCUGAGCAAGUCAGCCAUCAUCCACCUGUUACCGCAUACCAAAUUUCCAACAAGAGACAUGGCGUAUACCUACAAGGCUAUAAUGCUCAAAAGGCAUCAUUCUCUCGAACCAUUAACGUUAAACAAAUUGGGCAUGCAAUCUUCAGUAUCCCCGCUUACAACGAAACCUACCUCAUCACUCUUCCAAAUCUUCACAUUGAAGGUUUGAUCUUUGGCUCCCCAUUCGUCGAACUCGAAGCCAAAUCUUACAUUACAAGUAGUUCAGGAUUUACGGCCAAGAUUGACUAUAGUGGCAAAGGAUGGUUAUCUGGCAAGAAGAACAGUUUCAGCUGCUACACUAUAACCCCACUGGUAAAGAAAAGGACACCUUAUAUACCAUCAGAGAAGGGUGGAAAGAAGAGUGGCCUGAUAGACUCGUAUGAUUGCGGAUGCAGUACCUACCACUCCACUCGUCCGUUGCAACCAAUCGAGGAACAAGAUCCAUUGGAAUCGCGGCGUGCGUGGUCCAAGGUUGCAGCUGGUAUCGCAGUCGGCGACAUGGAUACAACCGGUAACGAGAAGACCAAAAUCGAAGUUUCUCAACGUGAACUUAGAUUAAAGGAAAAGAAUGAGGGAAGAAUUUGGGAGAGAAGAUAUUUCACCAAGAUUGAUAAUUGUCCCAUCCUACAAACAUUGGCUCCUUGUAUCCAACUAACAGCUGAUGAGGAUAAGACUGGUGGAAUUUGGAGAUUUGAUGAGGCCAAAGCGGCCAGAUAUGUCAAAUCGGAACAAACUCUACAGCCUCAACAAGUUAAUGUACAAGCUCCGAUUGUUUAA
Molecule: messenger RNA, 1524 nt
Organism: Botrytis sinoallii
Lineage: Eukaryota; Fungi; Ascomycota; Leotiomycetes; Helotiales; Sclerotiniaceae
Exons: 3
Coding region: 331-1524 (397 amino acids)
Biological process (GO): endocytosis; maintenance of cell polarity; piecemeal microautophagy of the nucleus
Cellular component (GO): intracellular membrane-bounded organelle; membrane; cytosol
Molecular function (GO): oxysterol binding
Source: RefSeq, a predicted model, not a curated record